Messenger RNA from Mytilus trossulus (common blue mussel), 888 nucleotides. RefSeq lists its product as uncharacterized. The coding region runs from base 155 to 625 and encodes 156 amino acids. NCBI's taxonomy places the organism in Eukaryota, Metazoa, Mollusca, Bivalvia, Mytilida, Mytilidae. The transcript has 2 exons. The record is from RefSeq and is a predicted model, not a curated record.
AAAAAAGACACACGGAAACGAAAAUAAAGAGUUACCUGAUUUUGUAGUUUUGAAACUAAUAUAACUAUAACUUAGUUCAGAUAUUUAUCAACACAGCUGAUACCAGUAUUAUUGUAUUCAAGUUUCUUCAUCCUUCCUUCUAAGUGUAACAACAAUGGGUCAGACAAUGGAUAAAAGUACUGAAAUUACUGAUGGAGUUUCAGUACUGGCAUGCCACUUUGAUACAAACCAAGACCAUAUUAAAUCAUUCGAAUACACUGCUGUUCAAACUACAGACCAAUACCGUCCUGGACAACCAUAUAAGGUGUUUAGAACACCAGGCGUGAGUUCAGCUAUUCUCACACUAAAGCUACCAAGUAACUGUAGGGUCCUUAAAUUGGACAUGACAUUGAAUCAUUGUAAAACCAGCGGCAAUGGAAUAAUUGAUAUUAUGAUUAAUGGCAGAAUCUUCCGUGACGGCUAUAGCGAGGCUGAACGGGAUAACUUUGCUGGACAGACUUUCGACAUUCCAGUGCACCUUUUGAAGGAUGAAAAUAAUACAAUUACUAUUGUACUGAACGAGGAAAGUAAAGGGGUGUACUGGCUGUCAGAUAUCAAAUUUGAACUGAAACAUACCCAGACAUAAUUUUUAAUUUCCAGUCUGAUAUCAUAUUGAAACUUAUGUAUUCAGUGACAAUAUAAAGACCACGAUCUGUUAUGAGCCACGUGAAAGUAUGGGUUAUUAUAUAAUUUCAUACCGAAAUUGAGUUCCUUGUUUCAUCUCAAUUAUAAUGUUAGGUAUUUUUAAACAUGGAUUUUAAACACCAACCAUUAGACUGUACAUAAUUCAGACUUUGAACAGACACAUAAAUUAUGUGGCGUAUAGACAUUUGUUAACGCUAAAUACCA